AUGAACUUUGUCAGAGACAUGAAUCUCCUCAAUUACGCUAGUAGAGUCUCCAACAUUGUCGACUCUCUCGACAUGGAAACAAAAGGUAUUCAUAGGUACCUCCCCUCAGAGAGAACUUGCUCCUCCUCUUUAAAACCCUACAUCUCCACACUCGGUGUGUGGAUAGCAGGAUGUGCUGGUCUUACAUCAAUGUCCUCCUUCUUCUUGGGACCUCUGCUCUUUGGACUAGGAUAUAGUGAUACAUUGCUGUACGGUAUCCUCGGUCAACUCAUUGGCUCUCUAGUUGCCGCUUAUUGCUCCAUCAUGGGGCCCCCCUCGGGACUUCGCCAAAUAUGCUCCUCAAGGUACCUCUUUGGCCCACAUUUCGUUAAAGUGGUGGCUCUAGUCUCCAUAAUUGGCGGUCUGGGUUGGAGUAUCACAAACAACGUCUUGGGAGGCGAAAUCUUAUCAAGACUCUCCUCAAACGGCAGCUUGAAUAACGGCCUACCGUUGUCUGUAGGGGUAGUCAUUGUCGCCGUAAUCACCUUACUCGUCGCCAUCUUUGGCAUAAAAUGGAUCCUCCUCUUUGAGGCCUUCAUGGGGAUAUGCUUCCUUGUUGUCAUUCUACUACUGUACAUUCUCUCAAGUGACAAGUACACCCUCUACAAACAUUUGCAAACCUCUCCCUCUGAGAACCACUUGACAAAAGUGGGGAACCGUAUCUCCUUCUUCACCCUGGCAUAUUCAACAACAAACACUUGGGGGACUUGCACGAGCGACUACUACAUUGUCUUCCCAGAGAAUGUCUCCAAGAUUGGCAUCUUCCUCUUCACCUUUGUGGCCAUCUCCAUACCAACCCUCUUUUCCACAAUCGUCGGUAUGCUGAUUGGUAACGCCGCUGUCGGCGACAACCUAUGGAACAGCAUUUAUAACGAAGAGUCCCUGGGGGGACUUCUCAAUGUCGUCUUUUCCAAAUGGGGGAAAUUCGGCAAGUUCCUCUUGGUGGUGCUCUGGUUUUCCCUGAUAACAAACAACAUCUUGAACACAUACUCAGCCGCCCUUAAUGCACAGCUCUUGGACACACGCAUUUACAGGUACAUCCCCCGGUGGCUGAUUGUCAUUGUCAUCUUCGCCAUAACACUAGUUUGCUCUCUACUGGGGAAAGACCAUUUCUCCUCAAUUCUAUCAAACUUCCUUCCAAUGCUAGGAUAUUGGGUGAGCAUAUACUUUAUUCUCUUGUUGGAGGAAAAUACCUUCUUCAGAUCAACCCGUUUGGUCAAACUCUUCAAAGGAGAAUUGUACGGCGUUCCUCUGCCAUUUCCAACUGCAUCCUCAACUUCAUCUAUAAACGACUGCAAUGAUACAUCGGAUGGCCUCGAGAAUAGGUCUCUUGUUGAUGGCUCCCUUGAGAAAAACACCAACGUGGCCAGCUCUAAGGAUACUUCCGAUAUAGAAUCACAAUGCCCCCCAAAUGACACUCACUCUGGUAAUAGUAUCCCACCUCUCGCCACGGUUCCGUCAAAACCCUUCUACAACUUCGACGCUUGGAACAACCCCCACAUACUCACCAAUGGAUAUGCAGCUGCAUUUGCCUUCUGUUGUGGCGUCGCCGGCGCCAUUGUGGGAAUGAACCAGGUCUACUAUGCCGGUCCAAUUGCACGUAAGGUUGGUGACGACUAUGCUGACUUGGGCACUUUUCUAGCAUUGGCCUUUGCCGGUGUGUCGUAUCCACUUGCCAGGUUCCUGGAACUGUAUUACCUAGGCAAGUAA
Messenger RNA from Pichia kudriavzevii, 1749 nucleotides. RefSeq lists its product as uncharacterized. The record is from RefSeq and is a predicted model, not a curated record. The coding region runs from base 1 to 1749 and encodes 582 amino acids. Gene Ontology annotation, molecular function: transmembrane transporter activity. The transcript has a single exon. Gene Ontology annotation, cellular component: plasma membrane; fungal-type vacuole membrane. Gene Ontology annotation, biological process: transmembrane transport. Lineage: Eukaryota; Fungi; Ascomycota; Pichiomycetes; Pichiales; Pichiaceae.